Molecule: messenger RNA, 4773 nt
Organism: Oncorhynchus masou masou (cherry salmon)
Lineage: Eukaryota; Metazoa; Chordata; Actinopteri; Salmoniformes; Salmonidae
Product: dynein, cytoplasmic 1, intermediate chain 2a-like
Exons: 16
Coding region: 333-2390 (685 amino acids)
Biological process (GO): transport along microtubule
Cellular component (GO): cytoplasmic dynein complex
Molecular function (GO): dynein light chain binding; dynein heavy chain binding
Source: RefSeq, a predicted model, not a curated record
AAUCCUGGAAUAGGCUAUCGCGAGGUUAGCACCAUAGCAAUAUAUCUAUAGAACCGAUAUCCAAUUAGACCGUUCGAGUAAUGUAUUGUCAAUCAUUAUCAUCUCAAAAUUCUGUGCCACAUUUGAAUAACGUGUAUUUAAAUGACAAUGUAUAUUGUUCAGCCAUGUUGGAUGAUGUACCAAUUUAUAGAUCAGCUACCAGAAAUGUACCACCCAAAAAAUGCAUGGGUCAAAAAUAUCUACUAAGCCUAUAUCUAUGAUUGGCGCGCACCUCGCUCGUGCUGUGGAUGAGAUGAUGCGAAAACAAUGAAGCGACACCCCAAAAAUGGCCCAUGGCAGAUAAACAGGAUAAGAGUGAGCUGAAGGCGGAGCUGGAGAGGAAGAAACAACGCCUGGCCCAAAUCAGAGAGGAAAAGAAGAGAAAGGAGGAGGAGAAGAACAAGAAGAAGGAUGGAUCUGACUCUAAGCGGGGAGGGGAGGGGGGUGCAGCUGGGGCACCAGACUCAUCUGACCUGGAGAAGAAGAGGAGAGAGGCUGAAGCUCUACUGCAGAGCAUGGGGAUCGCCCCUGAUAUAACCAAUGCCCAGCCUCUGAGAGUAAUAACAGAGGAUACGUGUUUGUUUCACUAUCUAGUCCCCGCCCCUAUGUCUCCCUCAGCCAAAUCAAUGUGCAGCGAGACAGGAAGCCAGGACUCUGGAGAUGGAAACUCUAGGACGUUACACUGGGAUCCUGACCCCUCUACUCUACAGCUGCACUCUGACUCCGACCUACUGGGGCGUGGUUUGAGGCUUGGCAUGGCAAAGGUGACCCAGGUGGAUUUCCCACCCAAACAGUCUGUGUCCUACUCCAAGGAGACACAGACCCCCACCUGUACACAAACACACACACAGGACAAACCAGCGGAGGAGGAAGAGGAGGAGGAGAUGGCUGAGCCCAAGCCAGCAGAGGAGUCCCAGGAGGAGAAAGCUGAUCAGGAGGAGAAGCAGGAAGAAAGUGAGACUGACUUUAACCUCUUACCUGUAAAUCGGCUAGCCCUGCCUACACCACAGCUGAUAUUCGUGUGUGUGUGUGUGCUUGUAGUCACUCCCAAAGAUCUGACUGAAGAGGAGAAGAUGCAGCUUCUCCACUCAGAGGAAUUCAUGGCGUUCUUCGAUCGAGGGAGCAGGAUUGUGGAACGGGCUCUGUCUGAACGAGUAGACGUCUGCUUUGACUACAGCGGCCGAGACCUGGAAGACAAGGAGGGUGAGAUGCAGGCAGGGGCUAAGAUGUCUCUGAACAGGGCAUUCUCUGACGAACGUUGGUCCAAGAACAGGGUGGUCACCUGUCUGGACUGGUCUCCUCAGUACCCUGAGCUGCUGGUGGCCUCCUACAACAACAACGAGGAUGCUCCUCAUGAGCCUGACGGAGUGGCUUUGGUCUGGAACAUGAAGUUCAAGAAGACAACACCUGAAUACACCUUCCACUGCCAGUCUGCAGUGAUGUCAGCAGCGUUCGCCAGGUUCCAUCCUAACCUGGUCGUGGGUGGGACUUACUCAGGCCAGAUUGUCCUAUGGGACAACAGGAGCAACAAGAGAACACCUGUACAGAGAACUCCUCUUUCUGCAUCUGCUCACACGCACCCAGUGUACUGUGUGAACGUGGUGGGGACCCAGAAUGCUCACAACCUCAUCAGCAUCUCCACUGAUGGAAAGAUGUGCUCCUGGAGCCUGGACAUGCUGUCUCAACCACAGGACAGUCUGGAGCUGGUGUUUAAGCAGUCUAAGGCAGUAGCAGUGACCUCCAUGGCUUUUCCGCUGGGUGAUGUGAACAACUUUGUGGUCGGGAGUGAAGAUGGAUCAGUCUACACCGCCUGCCGUCACGGGAGUAAAGCAGGUAUCAGUGAUGUAUUUGAGGGACAUCAUGGUCCGGUCACUGGGUUGAGCUGUCACAGUGCUGGGGGUCCUGUGGAUUUCUCCCAUCUGUUCAUCUCUGCCUCCUUCGACUGGACCGUCAAGCUGUGGACCACCAAGAGUACCCGUCCUCUGUAUUCAUUUGAGGACAGCUGUGACUAUGUGUAUGAUGUCAUGUGGUCUCCCACACACCCCGCCCUCUUCGCCUGUGUAGACGGAUCUGGACGCCUGGACCUGUGGAACCUCAACAACGACACAGAGGUGCCCAGUGCAAGUGUGUGUGUGAAUGGGUCUCCUGCUCUGAACCGUGUGCGGUGGGCUCACUCAGGGAGAGAGAUCGCUACAGGAGACUCAGACGGACAGGUGCUGGUGUAUGACGUAGGGGAGCAAAUCUGUGUGCCCAAGGCAGAUGAAUGGACCCGUUUGGUACACACGCUGGUGGAGAUCAACGAGAACCGUGAUGAAGGAGAGGAGCUGGCCGCGCAGCGCCUCGUCGCCUGAUCACCAUGGUAACCACUCCCCUCCUGCACUCGCUUCCAAAUCCUCCCUCCAGUUGGAACAGGAGUGAUGUUUAUCCUCUCAGGUUCUAGAACAUUUGCGUGUUCUGUCCACAGCUCUUCCCUAAAUAUGCAAAACUUUGUACCUUUUUACUACUUUGCAGCUCUUGUGUGUAUUCCCUAAAGGCUGACCAUGUGGGUUUAAUGGGGAAGACAAAGAAAUAGGAUGACCCAUUCCAACAUUUAUAGACUAGGGCAGCAAUGUCCUUAGAUUUUAUUUAUCCUUGCUCUUAUUUAUCAUAUGCGGUUGCACAUAUUUUAAACAUACUACAUAUUUAAACGUGUCUACGGAUAGCUUUACUAGUAAAUCCCAUAACAUUAGCACUACACCUAAGCUCAUACCACUACAAGACAAAGUGCUUUUUAAACUUUCCUUGCCUUGACUGAAUAUGUUAGUGGUUUUUGAAUAAACCAAAGUCAAUGACUUUAUCCAUUUAAAAAUGUAUUGUACCCGUAGGUCUCAAAAGAAACCCAGUGUCUCUCUCCUUCCUGAAAGGAGGUUAAUGAAGUAUUUCCUCAUAUGAAGCCAUAGAUCCAUACAGAGUUUGGCCAACUAUUCACCAUGUUGGCACCAAAUGCACCACAUUCUAAUUAGCAUUUCAACUAGACUUUUGUUGUGGGAACAUUGUCCAUUCCACAAUUCUCUGGUACUCUUUCCAACAAACUCUGUAUAUAUACACACAACACAUUCAGAAAGUAUUCAGACCCCUUGACUUUUUCCACAUUGUGAUGUUACAGCCUUAUUCUAAAAUGGAUUAAAGCCCCCCCCCCCCCCCCCCAUCAUUCUAUACACAAUAUCCCAUAAUGACAAGGUAAAAACAGGUUUUUAAAAAUGUAUAACUGAAAUAUCACAUUUACAUAAGUAUUCAGACCCUUUACUCAGUACUUUGUUGAAGCCCCUUUGGCAGUGAUUACAGCCUUGAGUCUUCUUGGGUAUGACGCUACAAGCUUGGCAGACCUGUAUUUGGGGAGUUUCUGCAGAUCCUCUCAAGCUCUGUCAGGUGGGAUGGGGAGCGUCGCUGCACAACUAUUUUCAGGUCUCUCCAGAGGAUGUUCGACUGGGUUCAAGUCCGGGCCACUCAAGGACAUUGAGACUUGUCCCUAGCCACUCCUGCGUUGUCUUGGCUGUGUGCUUAGGGUCGUUGUUCUGAAGGAAUGUGAACCUUCACCCCAGUCUGAGGUUCUGAGUGCUUUGGAGCAGGUUUGUGUCACGGAUCUUUCAGUUCUUUGCUCCAUUCAUCUUUCACUCAAUCCUGACUAAUCUCCCAGUCCCUACCGCUUAAAAACAUCCCCACAACAUAAUGCUGCCACCACCAUGCUUCACCGUAGGGACGAUGCCACGUUUCCUCCAGACGUGAGGCUUGGCAUUCAGGCCAAAGAGUUCAAUCUUGGUUUCAUCAGACCAGAGAAUCUUGUUUCUCAUGGUGCGAGUCCUUUAGGUGCCUUUUGGCAAACUCCAACCGGGUUCUUUUGUGCACCUUUUCCUGAAGAGUGGCUUCUGUCUAGCCACUACCAUAAAGGCCUGAUUGGUGGAGUGCUGCAGAGAUGGUUGUCCUUCUAGAAGGUUCUCCCAUCUCCACAGAGGACCUCUGUCAGAGUGACGAUUGGGGUUCAUGGUCACUUCCCUGAGGCCUUUCUCCCCCGACUGCUCAGUUUUCCUGGGUGGUUCAAAACUUAUUCAAUUUAAGAAUGGAGGCCACUGUGUUCUUGGGGACCUUCAAUGCUGUAGACAUUUUUUGGUACACUUCCCCCAGAUCUGUGCCGCCAGAAUCCUGUCUCAGAGCUCUACAGACAAUUCCUUCCACCUCAUGGCUUGGUUUUUGCUCUGACAUGCACUGUUAACUGUGGGACCUUAUAGACAGGUGUCUCUUUCCAAAUCAUGUCCAAUCAAUUGAAUUGUAGAAGUUGUAAAAACAUUAAGGAUGAUCAAUGGAAACAGGAUGCCCCUGAGCUCCAUUUCUAGUCACAUAGCAAAGAGUCUGAAUACUGAAUACGUAAAACGUAAAUAAGGUACUUCAUAUUUUUUGGGUACAAAAAAAAAAAAAUGUUUUGCUUUGUUAAUAUGGUGUAUUAAUGAGUAAAACCUUUCAUUUAAUCAAUUUUAGAAUGAGGCUGUAACGUAACAAUGUGGAAAAGGUCUGAAUACCAAAUGUUCUCUGUGCUCCUUAAUGAUUUUGAUAUGAUAGGACAUUUUGUAAAAUUGUAUUAGUAUAACAUGAAGUUACCAAGUCUAGUAUUAUGCCAAAACUCCUGGUAAGGUUUUGCUUGUCCCUUUUUGCUGUUCAUUCCCCUUGAAAUAAACACUAACCUCUAGAAUGAAAACCAUA